AGCGCUCGGGCCGGACAGCGCAUGUGCACAGUUUGUUUUUAGCCUUUGUUGAAACUAAAGUGGACAUGGGACAGGGUUGAGCUGGAGAGAGCAAAGAGGAGUGCACACAGGAGAGAGGGGGGAUUGUCAUCUGGAAAGUGUCCCACUUUCCCACCAUUUUGGAAAAUAUGGGUCACCUAUUUUCAGCUCGGUAGUGGCACCGUGGCUCAUUCUGAGCUCUACUAAACUGCUGCAAAUGUCAGCGCAAAGCCCAAGCAAUAGAAGAAGGAAGAAGGAGAUACACCAGUGUGGCUGAAGGAGCAACCAGCAUCUGUGUGAGCAAUGGAGGCGCAGGAGAUAACAGAGGUGACUGACAUGAUAGAAAUGGCUGAUCUAAUAGAGGUGAGUGAUGAGAUCAAAAGUCAAAAUGGACAGAAUCAGGAAGAGGAACCAAAAGCAAGGAAGAGGAAACAAUUCAACAAAUGGAGUGAGGAGGGUAUGGAAGCUGCCAUAAACCAAUACCGCCAAGAGCUAGAGUCUGGAAAACAUCCCAGAUUGCGCUUUUUGGCCAAAACUUGGAAUGUCCCCAGGUCAACUCUGCAAAGGCGUGUGAAAGGAGUAGUCUGUGGAUCCCAACAUGCUGCUGCUGGGAGGAAAGCCUUUCUGCCUCCUGAAGCUGAGAAAGACCUCGCCAACACUCUGAUAUCACUGUUAGAACAAGGGGUUCCUCUAAGACCCUCCAAUGUCAGGGCUGUUGCCUUCCAAUACGCCAAGAUAAAUGGCAUCCAGGGAUUCUCUGAAACAAAGGAGAGAGCAGGAUUCUACUGGUUUAAGGGUUUCUUGAAACGAAAUCCAAACCUGAGGUUCAAAAUGUCCAAAAGUCUUUCAAAUGUAAAUGGUAACAGUCUAUUAGAAACAACAGAAAUGAGGGAAAAAAGAACAACAACAGAAGAGGCUGAGGACAUAGAAAGUCGAAAUGUACAGAGUCAAGCAAGAAAGAGGAAACAAUUGAAUACAUGGAGUGAGGAGAGCAUGGAAGCUGCUAUACACCAGUACCAGCAAGAGCUAGAAUCUGGAAAACAACCAAGAGUACGUCCUUUAGCAAAAAUGUGGAAUGUUCCCAGAACGACUCUGCAAAGAAGGGUAAAAGAAAUGGUCAAUGGAUUCCACCAAAUGUUUUUUUCUGAUGUUUCUGAUGAUAACAAUAGCUUCUCAUUGGAAACAACAGAAAUGCUGGAUGAUGAAACAACAGAGGUGACUGAGGAGAUAGAAAGUCAAUAUGAACAAGAUCAGGAUGAGCAGCCUAAAGCAAUGACAAGUAAACAAUUCAACAAUUGGAGUGAGGACAAUUAUUUAACAGAAAAAACAUUCAAAGUGCACAAGGGAAUAGAAAGUGAAACUGGACAGUGUCAGGAAGACCAAGCAAAAGCAAGGAAGAGGAAACAAUUGAAUACAUGGAAUGAGGAGAAUAUGGAGGCUGCAAUAAGCCAGUACCAGCAAGAUGUAGAUUCUGGAAGACAACCAAGACUACGUCCUUUAGCAAAAAUUUUUAAUGUUCCCAGAACGACUCUGCAAAGGCGAGUAAAAGAAGUGGUCAGUAGAUUCCACUGUACUACUAAGAGGACUGCUUUACAGCAUCAUGAUACUGAAAAAGAUGACUACAAAAAUUUUUUAGAAGUACAUGAGGAGAUAGAAAGUGAAAAUGGACAGGGUCAAGAAGAGCAGCUCAACAGAUGGAGUGAGGUGAAAAUGGAGGCUUCUCUGAAACAGUACCAGCAAGAGGUAGAGUCUGGAGGAGAACCAAAUUUAUGCCCACUGGCUCUGCAACGGCAGGUGAAAGGAGUGGUCGGUGGAUUCCGACAUGCUAAUGCUGAGAGAAAGUCCUUAUUUCCUCCUGAAGCUGAAAAAGACCUUGCAAACUCGCUGUUAUCACUGGCCGAACAAGGAUUCCCUCUGACGCCCACAGAGGUCCGGAUUAUGGCGUUCCAGUAUGCCAGGGCAAAUGGCAUCCCAGGAUUCUCCGAGGAUACAGACAAAAUGGGAUCCUACUGGUUUAAGGGUUUCAUGAAACGAAAUCCAAACUUGCUCUCCAAGAUAUCCAAAGGUCUUUCGAAUGGUAAUGACCACCUGGAAAUAGAAUCCGUAGAACAAACAGUGGUACAGCUGGAUGAGGAGAUGGAAAGUGAAACUGUACAGAGACAAGAAGGGGAAUCAAAAGAAAGGAAUAGGAAACAACAUAAGACAUGGUGUAGGGAGAAAAUGGAAGCUGCCAUAAACCAGUACCGCCAAGAGCUAGAGUCUGGAAAAAAGGCAAAAGUACGUUUGCUGGCAAGGACUUGGAAAGUCCCUAGAACAACAUUGCAAAGGCGAUUAAAAUCAGUGGUCACUGGAUACCAACAAACGGCUGGAAGCAUGGCUUUGCUGCCUCCUGAAGCUGAAAAAGACCUUGCAAACACAGUUAUGUUAAUGGAUGAACAAGGAUUCCCUCCAACUCCCACUGAUGUCCAGAUGAUGGCCUUUCAGUAUGCCAAGGCAAACAGCAUUCCAGCAUUUUGUCAGGCAAAAGAGAAAGCAGAGUUGCAAUGGUUUAAUCCAGACAUGUGCCUUAAAAUGUCUGAGGAGCUUUCGGAUAUCUCUGAUGUUAACCGUAACUACCCAUUAGAAAGUACAGAAGUGGUAGGACAAGAAACAACUAAGGUGGCUGAGGAAAUUGAAAGUGAAGAUCAGGAUGAGCAGCUUAAAGCAAGGAAAUGGAGUGAGAAGAGAAUGGAAGCUGCAAUUAACCAGUACCAGCAAGAAUUACAGUUUGGGAAAAAAGCAAAAGUACGCCUGUUGGCAAGAACUUGGAAGGUCCCUAGAUCUACUCUGCAAAGGCGAGUGAAAGGAGGAGUUCGACGAGUCUGUCAUGACACUGAGAGAAAGGCCUUAUUUCCUCCUGAAGCUGAAAAAGACCUUGCAAACUCGCUGGUAUCACUGUCCAAACAAGGACUCUCUCUAACCCCGACUGUUGUCCGAACUAUGGCUUACAAGUAUGCCAAGGCAAAUGGCAUCUCAGGAUUCUCUGAGGCAAAAGAAAAAGCAGGAUACUACUGGUUUAAGGGUUUCAUGAAACGGAAUCCAGAGGUGUCCCUUAAGAUGUCUCAAGAGCUUUCUCAUAUCAGUAGCAGCCCAUUAGCAAUGACAGAAAAGGUGGAACCAAACCCAACAGAUACAGUUACUGAGGAGAUAGAAGGUCAAAAUGAACAAGAGCAGGAUGAGCAACCCAAAGCAAGAAAAGGGAAACAAUUCAACAAAUGGAGCGAAGAGGGAAUGGAGUCUGCAAUAAACCAGUACCAGCUCGAGUUAGAGUCUGGAAUAAAUCCACAUGUACGCCGGUUGGCAAGAAUCUGGAAAGUCCCUAGAUCAACUCUGCAAAGGCGACUGAAAGGAGGAGUCAGAGGAUCCCGCCUCGCUGCUGGGAGGAAGGCUUUACUGACUCCUGAAGCUGAAAAAGAUCUUUUGAACUCACUGACAUCACUGUCCGAACAAGGAGUUCCUCUAACACCUACUGUUGUCCGAACUAUGGCCUUCCAGUAUGCCAAGGCAAAUGGCAUCUCGGGAUUCUCUGAGACUAAAGGAAAAGCAGGAUUCUACUGGUUUAAGGGUUUUAGUAAACGCAAUCCAAAUGUGUGCCUCAAUAUGUCUGGGGAUCUUUCUGAUGUUAACAGUGACUGUUCAUUAGAAACAGAAACAAAAGAAGUGAUAGGACAAGAAAUAACAGAGGUGCCUGAAGAGAUACAAAGUCAAAAUGAAAAAGAUCAGGAUGAGCAACCUGAAGAAAGGAAAAGAAAACAAUUCAACAAAUGGAAUGAGGAAAGAAUGGAGGCUGCAAUAAACCAGUACCAGCUAGAGUUAUAUUCUGGAAAGUCACCAAAAGUUCGCCUUUUGGCAAAAAUGUGGAAUGUGCCCAGAUCGACUCUGCAAAGACGAGUGAAAGGAGUGUUCAGUGGAUUCCAUGCUGCUGCUGGGGGUAAGGCCUUACUGUCUCCUGAAGCUGAAAAAGACCUUGUAAACACCCCUGUAUUGCUCUCUGAACAAGGAUUACCUCUAAAGCCUACCAAUAUCCAAACGUUGGCCUUCCAGUAUGCCAAGGUAAAUGGAAUCCCAGAAUUCUCAGAGGAAAAGGAGAAAGCAGGACUGUACUGGUCGACGAAUUUCAUGAAACAGAAUUCAGAUGUUUGUACUGAAAUGUCUGGAGGAAUAUCAAAAUGUAAUGACCUCCAAAAUUAUGAGGCCUUACUGACCACCUUGGGCAUCACAGAUAUUCCAUCACAUAUCUGGUGUUGUGAUGAGAUAAACUUGCAGGACAACUUUUCUUGUGAGGAGACACCUGAAAAGGCCACUAUACUUGCAGGGUUUAAUGCUGCUGGAACAUUUACCCCCACAGUAGUCGUUUUAAAAGAACAGACUUUAGACAAGGUUUGGUUUUAUGGCUUGGACAACAAUGUGCUUGCACGGGUAUCAGAGGAUGGGUUGAUCAAUGCCAAGGUUCUCAGUGAGUGGGGGCAGGUUUUUGUGUCCAACUUGCCAAAAGAUGACAAAUUUCCACAUCUCCUGCUUGUGAAUGGUCCCUGCAGUCAACUCUUCAGUGCAGACCUUCUUAACUACCUGAACGAACACAGUGUUUAUGUGAUGACCAGCCCUGUACAAACCAGCCAACAGUCCCAGGCAGUACACCAGGUUUUGUUCAGGAGUUUACAGGAGAACUGGUCCAAAGCAAAUCAGGAGUGGAGUAGGGACACCUUUGGAAUGACAAUGUCCAGCAUAUUUUUUUUUUCACUGUUUCUUGAGGCCUGGAGGAAAAGUUCGACUGUUGAAAAUGCCCAAGCUGGGUUCAGGGAUUCAGGAAUGUAUCCAGUUAUGAAAAAACAAACUGUUGGUGCAGAUUGUGCUGAUGACAAUGAAAUCAAAAGACUAAACAAUCCGGAGCAAGAACUGCUCAGUCUGCUGCAAGUGUCUGACUACAUGGAAGUUAGAAUCGAGAGACUGUCUCCAUUAAUCAGAGCAGUCCGGGUCGACGCGAGCAUGGCAGCCGUGGCCGGGAAGAAGACCAAGAAGCCCGAAGAGGAGGAGACCCCCGCAGCCCCCGCAGCCCCCGCAGCCCCAGAGGCUGCAGCCGAGGCUCCCGCACCAGAGGGUGCUGAGGAGGAAGAGGAGGAGUACGUGGUGGAGAAGGUGCUGGACCGCCGUGUGCACAAGGGCCGCGUUGAGUUCCUGCUCAAGUGGAAGGGCUUCUCUGAUGAGGACAACACAUGGGAGCCCCAGGACAACCUGGACUGUCCUGACCUGAUCGCAGAGUACAUGGAGAAGCACCACAAGGAGAAGGAGGACAAGAAGAAAGAGGGCAAGAGGAAGUCUACAGCCAGCACUGGAGAUGCUGAGGAGAAGGCCAGCAAGAAGAAGAAAGAGGAAGGAGAGAAGGCACGAGGGUUCGGUCGAGGUCUCCAGCCAGAGAGGAUCAUCGGGGCCACAGACUCCAGUGGAGAGCUCAUGUUCCUCAUGAAAUGGAAAAACUCUGAUGAGGCCGACUUGGUGCCAGCGAAGGAGGCAAACGUCAAGUGUCCACAGGUGGUGAUCUCCUUCUACGAGGAGCGCCUCACCUGGCACUCAUACCCCAGUGAGGAGGAGGAGAAGAAGGAGGAGGAGAAGAAGGACUGAGAGCCCUCUCGUGAUACUGGUCAGCAAAAGAUAGCGCCCACAGUGUACAGACUAACCCCUGUCUAAAUCUGAGCCCUCAAUCUGCUCUGAGGUCUCAGAAUCCUCACGUUUCGCUCAUCGCUGUAACCAGGCCAACAGUCCUAAAGCUGUACAGAGUUAGUGUGGACAGUGUGGGGGCGUCUGGCGUCUAUAAAAAAAAAAGGUGUCAAUUUGUCAAAGCAUUUAGUAUUUUAACCCGAGCUGUUUUGAGUGCAACAAGUCCACUUCAAUUUGUAUGGAAUUUUGAAUGUAAAAGACUGGCAUUGGCUACUGUUUUCUACCGCAAAAGGAUUUGGGAAUGGAUUUUAGUAUCCUGGCUGAAUCAUGGAGGUCAGUGAAGGUGGAGCUCAUUUUAACUUUUAAGAUUUUACAUUUGUAACUUUCUUUGUUUAGUUGAAUUCCAGAGUCAAGAAUUGUCAGGUAAAAAUUGCAACACCAAAUCUCAGUAUUUGCAUUUAAGUUUGAGAUAUGGACAUCUCCGAGCACAAGGGGGCAGCGGCAGUCUCUGAUACGCCUGUUCUUGAAAUUGGGAUCAUUAAACUGAAGGACAGUGAUUUGCAGUGGACAAUGAUUUGCAAUGGACAAAAAUGAUUUUUAAAAUUACGUUCAUAAUCAUCGCUAUGGAUAUGGUAAAAGUAUGCACCUCUGUGACUCCGCCUGUCAGAACGUAUAUAUAUGUAUGUAUAUGUAGUCAUAGCCAGGAUACUGCACUCCAUUCAAACACACGAGCCGUGAGUGGGUCUGAAAUGGUUAAAGUAAAUGUGAAGACUCGUCAUUAAAGGUAUCAAUUCAACAUUAAAGGAGACCUAUUGUGCAAAAGCAGCUUACAUUUUACUAGCCUUUAAAGCUUUUUUUUUUUACCUUCCUACCAUUUUUAUCAAAAACAUGGCUGAGGUGUUUUUAUGUCAUCCAGGCAUGUUUGAGUUAUCUAGCGAUCUUUCUUGAGCCAUAUUCAAUAUCUCCUUACGGUUAUCAGCACGAUCCUAUGUAAAGCUCAGCCGACAAGAACUCAUCCAUGGUCCCAGCAAUCAGGAUACAAAGCGAUACUCUACAACUUCAUGAACCUGAUGCAAUUUGCAGUAGUUUCAUUAGCGGGAUGCACGCUGAUUGUAUUGUGAUGGCUCUCUGAAGGGUUAGUGACUUAACACGGAGAACAAAUGACUAAGAACAUGAAAAACAAAACUGAAAUUUAUAUAACAUGUUAAUACGCUAUUUUCAGUGAAUUUUCAAAACAAGAGGUCACAUGAUCCAAGUAUGUUGUGUUGGCAAUGAUAGAAGUGUAAUACUCCCCUCUUUAACAAGGUUUCCUCAUAAUAAACAGUAAUUUCAUAGGAGAAAUUAGCAACAUUUUGAAUUAUAACACAUUAAAAACAAUGGGUCUCCUUUGAUGUCCUCCCAUUAAUUAUAAUCUCUUUCUAUAGAGACAGUUAUUAUUUCCGCUGUAUUUCAGGCUGCUACACACGGGCAACAUUCAAAGACGUCUGUGUUAAUCGUACUUGUUGUGUGCUCAUAGAAUGUUCCAUGUUAGCAAGCGUUCAAUCAGAAGUGUAUUUUUGCUAUUUGCGAGCGUCGUUUUUGAAUGUUGCCUCGUCAGUGGUCGGCCAUUUUCUUUGUGUGUUCUUGUGUUGCAUGAUGACGAACUAGACGCACCUUCGCACAUCAUGGCUCUUUCAAAUGUAUUUUUCACAGUACAAAAUGGCGGACAGGCGUACCCCGAAAGUCAUGGCGGUUUAAUUAGUAUUUUAGAUCUUUAUACAGUGUUUUAUGUCAGUUAUAUUUGGCGCCUUUCUUUUUCAGUGCUGUAUCGUAGCUUAGUUCACUUUUCUAUUUGCUCUCCAACAUUGUACGUAGUUUAGCCCGUGUUGUCCCAUUGCAUGUUCUUUGGUUCAUUUAGCUAAGGUCUCAAAGUUGAUUCUACAAUAAAGUAUUUUUUGUUUUCGUAA
This is a messenger RNA of Periophthalmus magnuspinnatus, 7658 nucleotides long. RefSeq names its product chromobox protein homolog 1-like. Gene Ontology annotation, cellular component: nucleus; pericentric heterochromatin. Gene Ontology annotation, biological process: negative regulation of transcription by RNA polymerase II; chromatin organization. Bases 322 to 5676 code for a protein of 1784 amino acids. The record is from RefSeq and is a predicted model, not a curated record. NCBI's taxonomy places the organism in Eukaryota, Metazoa, Chordata, Actinopteri, Gobiiformes, Gobiidae. The transcript is spliced from 6 exons. Gene Ontology annotation, molecular function: chromatin binding.